Nestor notabilis (Kea) is the source of this 1606-nucleotide messenger RNA. It is a transcript of the gene HAUS6, whose product is annotated as HAUS augmin-like complex, subunit 6. The transcript has 14 exons. The annotation marks the transcript as partial. Gene Ontology annotation, biological process: spindle assembly. Gene Ontology annotation, molecular function: microtubule binding. Gene Ontology annotation, cellular component: HAUS complex; mitotic spindle microtubule. NCBI's taxonomy places the organism in Eukaryota, Metazoa, Chordata, Aves, Psittaciformes, Psittacidae. The record is from RefSeq and is a predicted model, not a curated record.
AUGUUCAAUGUACCAAAUAGCUCUGCAUUUCACGUUAUUGCCACCUUCUUGUUUGAAAAGCUGGAUCCGGCUCGCGCAGCACUAACUUUCAGAAACUGUCCCUUUGCAGGUCCGUGUUUUGUGAAGCAGUGUUUUCUAUGGCUAAAAGACAUUGAAAAGAAACACCAAGGCUGUCUUCAACAAGUUACAGCGUCUUCAUUAAUUUCUCCUGGUGGUCCUAAAUUUAUUAAUAUGUUCUAUUCAUUUGCAAGACACGUACUGGUUGAGGACAUGAAAAAGAAUUCUGUAGGCACUGAUAUGCUUAUUGCCAAAGCUGUAAAGUUGACACGUAGGAAUAUGUACAUGGCAAAGGCAAGAUGCAGAGUUGCAUACAAUAAACUUCUGCAAAUUUUUAUAAAGGAACACUUUGUUACUCAAGAGUAUUGGAAAAAAGCAUGGCUUGUAAUCGAAGACAAAAAACAGAUAGAGUCUGAAUAUGCAGUCCUUCAGACACAGUCUUGGAAGAUGAAACAAAAUGUGGAAAACAAAAAUGACAAAACUGAGAGAAUUCAAAAGGUCCGCAGCAUGUGGACGCUUGUAAUGGAAAUGCUCACAUCUCUGAAAAAGGAAAAGGAAGUUGUGGAUUCUGUACUUAAUACACUUGAAGAUGGCAGUGGUCAGUGCAUUUUGGAUGGAAGUAAAGUUGUUGUCAGUGUUCCACAGCUGUUGAGUCAGAGAGUUGAAAAUGAUGUGUACCAACGUUGUACAGGGAAUGUAUAUGAAGAUAAAAAUCUCAAUUUUGUAACAGUCAUCCAGUUAUUAAAUGAAGCUCUCAGGAUGUUGAGAGAUGAACACUGUCAGUCUGAAUUGGAAAAAUACCUUUGUGUCUUUGAAAAUAGGCUUAUGUGUCACAAGAAGUCACUGCAGAGUUUGAAAGCGAUGAGGCUAGAAGUAGAGCAACAGCUUCGUGUGUCAAGUGAAUCUAUUUCUAGAGAACAGGAAAACUGGGAAGUGAAGUGGAAAAGCUUUCUUGGCCAGUGUCCUUUUUAUUUCAGCUUAAAUCAGGAUCAAGAUUCUGAUGCGUUAACAGCUUUUCAACACCAUUCUUCCAGAGUUGCAGAAGAAGAUAAAGUCUUUUGUCAGCAUCUACUAUCAGUUUCAGAUGUUUUUGACCCUGUUACUGAAGAAAGUUGUGAGAAAGAUGAUGGGGCAUUGGAAACUAUGAUGGAUAAGUCAACACCCCCUCCCCUCCCACCCCCAAGGAUGACUUCAGUGCCUUUGGAGAUGUCAAAACCACCAGAAAACAGAGACUUGUUAACUGAAAAGGACUUGUAUAUUGAAACUUACAAGGUAGAAGAAAAGCCUGUGUCUCAAGACAUACUAAGAAAUGGAAAGGAUGAGUCUGACAUUUCAGAAAUGGGGGAGAAUGCAGGUUAUCCUGUCAAAAAAGAAGAUCUCCUUGAGAAAGCCAGAGAUGAACUGGCAGAAGAGGUUGCAGAAGCAGUGGUAUCUGAGUUGACUCCGAGUGGUGAAAGAAAAGGAAUGGCAUUAGAAGAUCUCAUUAGCUUGUUGUGUUUUGACCCAUUUGUAGCAAGAAAACAAAUUCCCCGAACUCCAGAAAAUCUGU